CUUUGAGAUUAGUUUUCUCGAAGAGAAGAAAGGUCAAUGGAAAUAGGGAACCUUGCUUUUGAUAAAGAUGAUCAAUUGGCUGUGGACUUUGUUACUGCUGCUGCAAAUAUCCGUGCUUCUUCUUUUGGGAUUCCUUUACAUAGUCUUUUUGAAGCUAAAGGAAUUGCUGGUAGUAUCGUGCAUGCUGUUGCAACAACAAAUGCUAUCAUAGCUGGUUUGAUUGUGAUUGAAGCAAUCAAGGUUUUAAAAAAGGGUAACAACAAUUACAGGAUGACUUAUCGUCAAGAACAUCCUUCAAGAAAGUUGCUUCUAAUGCCUGUAGAACCCUAUGAACCAAACAAGUCUUGCUAUGUUUGUUCAGAGACACCACUAUCCCUCGAGGUUAAUACUCACUUCAUUGAAAAGAUUGUUAAAGGCAAACUUGGCAUGAACUUUCCUGUAAUUAUGCAAGGGGCAAGUAUUCUUUAUGAAGUUGGUGAAGAUCUAGCAGAGGAUAUGGUAGCAGUUUAUGCUGCAAACCUUGAGAAAGCAUUAUCUGAGCUGCCUUCUCCGGUUACUAGUGGGACUGUUCUCACUUUAGAGGAUCUUCAACAGUAGUUCUCGUGCAGUAUCAAUGUCAAGCAUAGGUUUGUAUUUACUUUGAUUAUCAUACUGUAAAAAAUUUAAACCCCUUUUGUCAAGCAGGGAAUGGUUCUCUCUGGAUCAGUGGAAGCUCCUGUUGAGAAGGACAAUAAUAAGCCUAUCGGAAAUGGUGAAAGUACAUCCAGUGCUUUGCCAUCAGAGGAGAUUGUGGAGGGUGAGAAGGAUAUUGAAAUUCGGGAACCUUCAGAGGGGAUUGAAACUGUUACCGGGAAGAAAAGAACACUGUCCGAUGUUAAUGGAAGUAGAAACCAAAUGGCACUCGAAUAGCUUGAUGAUGAUGACAAGGAUGAUGAACUCGUUGUAUCCGAUGACUACGAAUCACCCACCAAGAAGUAAAGGGUCUAACAGGUUUUACAUCUUGAUUAUGGACAUCGUCUAAGCUCUGAUUCUCUAAUCGUUAGGCUAAAUGGCGAUUCUUUUUGUAGGCCGCAAUCAUUACAUGUUAGGAAAGAAUCUAGUGUUUUGCUUGAUUAGAUGUUACUAACUGUUAUGUCGAUUCCGUUUUUGUCGUUUUAACAACAACGUGUAAUCAUCGUAGUUUUAGAUUAACCAAGUGCUGUGACUGUGCAAAGUAUUCAGAUUUAACAUCAAUGUGAAAUGAAAAUUAUCAAUG
Hibiscus syriacus is the source of this 1255-nucleotide messenger RNA. Its product is annotated as SUMO-activating enzyme subunit 2-like. Gene Ontology annotation, molecular function: ubiquitin-like modifier activating enzyme activity. NCBI's taxonomy places the organism in Eukaryota, Viridiplantae, Streptophyta, Magnoliopsida, Malvales, Malvaceae. The record is from RefSeq and is a predicted model, not a curated record. Bases 37 to 597 code for a protein of 186 amino acids. The transcript has 5 exons.